AUGUCACAGCUAAUAUUGGAGGAAAUACCUAAAGCUGAAUAUUCCAGUUUAUUCAAUGAUUUUGUUGAAUCUGAAUUUUUUCUUAUUGACGGAGAUUCAUUACUUACCACAUGUCUUUGUGAGAAAUCAUUAAAGGUGGGGCAGAAUCUCCACUUCUUCUAUCUGGUUGAAUGCUAUCUUGUGGAUCUUAUGAGUAAAGGAGGACAAUUUGCUAUUGUUUUUUUCAAGGAUGCUGAGUAUGCAUAUAUCAAUUUUCCUGAACUUCUUCCUUUGCGAAGUGCUUUAAUUCUUCAUCUUCAGCAUAAUACCACCAUUGAUGUUCGAACUAAAUUUUCAGGAUGCCUAUCACAAGAGUGGAAAUGUUUCUUGGAAGAGAGUUAUCCAUAUUUCCUGAUAGUUUCAGAUGAAGGCCUGAAUGAUCUACAGAGCAACCUAUUCAACUUUUUAAUCAUACAGUCUUGGGCAGUCAAGGUCAAUAUUGUGCUUACUUCAGGACAAGCUUCUGAUAUUCUCCGACUGUAUGCAUACUUUAUGCCAAGUAAUCAUAAAAGUCAAAUAUUUUUCAAGAAGAAUGAAAAAAUGAUCGAGGAUGCUUACAAAACCCUGAUUAAACAAUUGGAAGAACAUAGAGUUUCAGCUUUAGCAUCUCUUUUUAAAGAUUUUACUUGGACAAGCAUGAUGGAAGAGGCAUGUGAGAGUAUGUCUCUGCUUAAGCAACUCUGGCCAGAAGGAUCUGACAUUCGACGUGUUCUUUGUGUUACGGCAUGCUCACUCUCUUUGAGGAUGUACUACCGCUUUUCAGAAAAGAGGAAGAAGACUCCCACUGGUCAGGUAACUAACAUGCAAUAGGGAGUCAGCAAUUGCUUAGCCCUGCAGGAGGCGGAAGAUUUGUGUAGAAUGUAUUGCCUCAGUGUGGCUUUUCUACUCCACUUACCGCUUUCUCAAAGAGCUCAAGCUAGAUUCAUUACUUCCCAUUGGAUUAAGGAGACACAUACUUUCUUUAAAAUGAAACAAUGGUGUGAAUUUUUCAUCCUAAGUAAUAUAAACAUUUUUGAGGAUUUGGAUUUAACUCAUCUUUCUGACUUAAAUGAUGAGCCUUUGCUGAAGAAUAUUGCUUUUUACUGUGAAAACGAACUUGUUAAAGGCCUCCAUUUGAAUUUAGGAAAAGUCAUUGCAAAGGAUUAUGAACAUCUCUGGAAUACCGUGUCAAAAUUGGUCAAAGAGUUUGAGGUUGGAAAGCCACUUCCUCUGCGAACAACAGAACUUCAUUUUCUCAAAAAGAAUCAUUCACCUAUUGAAGAAAACGUGGAGGAAAAUGUACCUAAUUUAGGUUUUAUUUCAGUGUCAUCUAAGCUGGUUGAUGAGUUUGUUGGAGACGUUUUGAAAGAUUUACCUUUUCUAAAGAGCGAUGAUCUAAUUGUUACUUCACUGGUUAAACAAAAGGAAUUUGAUGAACUUGUACAUUGGCAUUCCCACAAACCCCUGAGUGAUGCCUAUGACAAUGCAAAAUGUCACUUUGAUGAAAAAUCUAGAGAUCCUUAUGUUCUUAAAUCCUUGCAAAAAUUUCAUGUUUUUCAACGAUUUUAUGGGAAUUCAUUAGAAUCAGUCUCUUCAAAGAUCAUUGUAACUCAAGCCGUCAAGCCAAAGAAGGAUUUCAGUGGACCCAAGAGCAAAAAGGUACAUGAGACCAAAGCUGAAAUUAUCACUAGAGAGAAUAAGAAGAGGUUAUUUGCCAAGGAAGAACAGAAAGAAGAGCAAAAAUGGAAUUCUUUGUCAUUUUCAAUUGAACAGGAAAUGAAAGAUAAUUUAAAUUCUGGAAUAAAGAAUCUCGAGGAUUUUUUGAAGUCAUGUAAAAGUAACUCAGUGAAAUUUCAAGUUGAAAUGGUAGGGUUAACUGCCUGCUUGAAAGCAUGGAAAGAAUAUUGCCGAGAUGAAGGUCAAACCUCAAAUGAUUUAAGUAUCGCUGUUCAAAUGAUGAAAAGAAUCCACUCUUUGAUGGAUAAAUACCCAGAAUUUUUGCAAGAACCAGAUUAUCAGUUCAUAGCCAGAUGCCUUAAGUAUUUAGGAUUUGAUGAAUUGGCAAGUUCUUUACAUCCAACACAGAUUUCAGGAGAUAAGAAGAAGGAGAAGAAAAAUAAUAAAUAUUCAGUUGGCAUUGGACCUGUUCGGUUUCAGUUGCAAUUCAUGGGCCAUUAUUUGAUACGAGAGGAGAGAAAAGAUCCAGAUCCAAGAGUCCUGGAUUUUAUUCCUGACACAUGGCAGCGAGAGCUCCUCGAUGUUGUAGACAAUAAUGAGUCUGCAGUGAUUGUUGCCCCAACAUCCUCUGGGAAAACCUACGCUUCUUACUAUUGCAUGGAGAAAGUGCUGAAGGAGAGCAAUGAAGGGGUGGUUGUGUAUGUUGCUCCAACAAAGGCCCUUGUUAAUCAAGUGGCAGCAACAGUUGAGAAUCGUUUUGACAAAAAACUGCCAUCUGGUGAAGCUCUAUGUGGUAUUUUUACAAGAGAAUAUCGUCAUGAUGCCCUAAACUCUCAGGUACUUGUUACAGUGCCUGCCUGCUUUGAAAUUCUGCUGCUUGCUCCUCAUCGACAAAAAUGGGUGAAAAAGAUCAGAUACGUUAUAUUUGAUGAGGUCCAUUGUCUUGGUGGAGAAAUUGGAGCAGAAGUCUGGGAGCACCUCCUUGUCAUGAUUCGAUGUCCCUUUCUGGCUCUUUCAGCUACAAUAAGUAAUCCUGUACAUCUCACUGAGUGGCUACAAUCAGUAAAACGAUACUGGAAGCAAAUGGACAAUGUAAUGGAAAAAAAUAUUACUUCUAAAAGAAAAAAUUACUCUCGUGCCAACUUUCGCAAAGACUACUUACAAAUAAAGCAGUCAUAUAAAGUUAGACUUGUGCUCUAUGGGGAGAGAUACAAUGAUUUAGAGAAGCAUAUAUGCUCAGUGAGAGGUAACGAUGUUCAUUUUCAUCAUUUUCACCCAUGUGCUGCACUAACAGCAGAACAUAUUGAAAGGUAUGGAUUCCCUUCAGAUCUUACCCUUUCACCUCGAGAAAGCAUCCAGCUUUAUGACACCAUGGUUCAAGUCUGGAAAACUUGGCCCAGAGCCCAGGAAUUGUGUCCAGAGAAAUUUAUUCAUUUUAAGAACAAAAUAGUCAUUAAGAAGUUGGAUGCUAGAAAAUAUGAAGAGAGCUUAAAGGCAGAAUUAAAACAAUGGAUUGAAAAUGGCAAUACAAAGGAGGCCAAAAUGGUACUGAAGAGUUUUAGUCCUAGUAUAAUUGAAAGUCCGGAAAACAAGGUACAAAUAUUCCCACUUCUUAUUGAAAAGCUAAGAAAAUUGGGAAAGUUGCCUGCGUUAUGUUUUAUAUUCAAGAUAAGAGAUGUAGAAAAAUGGGCUGUAAGUGUAAGUACUUUUCUAGAGGAAAAACAGGAGAGAAAAAGACCCCCCAAAGCUGAUAAAGAGGCCUAUGUCAUGGUUAACAAACUUCAGAAAGUCAAAAAAUCCAUGGAGAAACAAAGGAUAAUAGAUGGAAAAGGUCAGAAAAAUCCCAGAAGGAUGGACCAAAGCCUAAUACAUGAAGCUGAACACAAUAAUCUACUGAAGAGUCUGGAGAAGAACCUGGGAAUCCCUCAGGACUGCACUUAUGCUGAUGAAAAAGCAGUGGACGCUGAGACUUUGCAGACGGUGUUUGAUCGAGUAAAAUUCCAAAGAAAAGGUCGAGAACUGAAGGCUUUGGCCCAGAGGGGAAUUGGAUAUCAUCACAGCUGUUUGAGCGCCAAGGAAAAACAAUUAGUUGAAGUUCUAUUUAGGAAAGGAUUUAUAAGGGUGGUGACAGCUACUGGCACACUUGCUUUAGGAAUCAACAUGCCUUGUAAAUCUGUGAUUUUUGCUCAAAACUCCAUCUAUCUGGAUGCUUUAAAUUACAGACAGAUGUCUGGACGUGCUGGAAGACGAGGUCAAGACUUGCUAGGAGAUGUGUAUUUCUUUGAUAUUCCAAGGCCCAAAAUAGAAAAACUCAUAAAAUCCAAUGUUCCUGAGCUGAGAGGGCAGUUCCCUGUCAGCAUAACGCUGAUCCUGAGACUUAUGCUGCUGGCCUCCAGAGGGGAUGACCCAGAGGACGCCCAAGCAAAGGUGCUGUCAGUGCUAAAGCAUUCAUUGCUAUCCUUCAAGCAACCUAGAGUCAUGGAGAUGUUAAAACUUUACUUCAUGUUUUCUUUGCAGUUCCUGGUGAAACAGGGCUACUUAGAUCAAGAAUGUAAUCCGAUGGGGUUUGCUGGACUUGUAUCGCAUUUGUUUUAUCAUGAGCCUUCUAAUCUUGUUUUUGUCAGUUUUUUUGUGAGAGGCCUUUUCCAUAAUCUCUGUCAGCCAACCAGUAAAGGCUCAAAACAUUUUUCUCAAGAUGUUAUGGAAAAGCUAAUGUUAGUAUUGGCAAAUCUGUUUGGAAGAAAAUAUAUUCCAGCAAAGUUCCAAGAUGUUACUUUAAAGUUUCAUCAAUCAAAGGUGUUCCUUGAUGAUCUCCCUAAGGAUUUUGAUGCUGCUUUACAUGAAUAUAACAUGAAUGUGAUGAAGGACUAUACCUCAUUCCUGCUAAUUGUUUCCAAACUGGCUGACAUGAAACAAGAAUAUCAGCUCCCAUUAUCAAAUAUCAAAUUUACAGGUAAUGAAUGUGAAGACUCCCAGCUUGUGGCUCACUUGAUGAACUGCAAGGAAGGGAGAAAAGCUGUUUCACCGUUCGUUUGUCUUUCUGGGAACACAGAUGUCGAUUUGCUUAACCCACAGACUAUAAACCAGGUCCUUCUGCACACAAUUGGUAUCAAUGGCAAUCAAGCUCCUGUGUUGUGGUCACAAAAAUAUGAUAACAAAGGAAGAAGAAUGCCACUUAAUGCUUAUGCACUUGAUUUCUAUAAGCAUGGUUCCUUGAAAGGAUUAGUCCAGGACAACAGGAUACAUGAAGGUGAAGCUUAUGAGUUACUGAAAGAUUUUGCACUGACAAUUCAAACAAUCAGUGUUUCCUUGCGUGAACUAUGUGAAAAGGAGAAUGACAAUGUGGUCUUAGCAUUUGAACAACUGAGUAAAACCUUUUUUGAAAAAUUGAACAAAGUCUAA
Molecule: messenger RNA, 5097 nt
Organism: Orycteropus afer afer
Lineage: Eukaryota; Metazoa; Chordata; Mammalia; Tubulidentata; Orycteropodidae
Product: DExD/H-box helicase 60
Biological process (GO): defense response to virus
Cellular component (GO): cytoplasm
Molecular function (GO): double-stranded RNA binding; ATP binding; single-stranded RNA binding
Source: RefSeq, a predicted model, not a curated record